This is a messenger RNA of Ramularia collo-cygni, 2592 nucleotides long. Its product is annotated as related to beta-glucosidase. Lineage: Eukaryota; Fungi; Ascomycota; Dothideomycetes; Mycosphaerellales; Mycosphaerellaceae. Gene Ontology annotation, molecular function: beta-glucosidase activity. The transcript is spliced from 7 exons. Bases 1 to 2592 code for a protein of 863 amino acids. Gene Ontology annotation, biological process: glucan catabolic process. The record is from RefSeq and is a predicted model, not a curated record.
AUGCCGUCACGAGGAAUGCCUUUUUGGCACUCUUCAGUCCUUUUGAUCGCUUCCACAUGCAUUCUAUCCUCGACAACUUCCGCGCAGUCGGAAAAUCUGACGGAUAUUCUGAUCGAUACGAGAAUUGUUCCUGCUGGAUUGGAGGAUGCCGUCGCUCAGGCCAUCUAUGSGGCUGCGAAUACCACUUCUCUGGGAAUCCGAGAGGCUUUGGCACAGGAUGGGAUUGAAGAAUUGAAGAGGACGAAUCCCGAAGCGUACUAUUCGGGACGAUCGCCGGCUGUUUAUCCUUCUCCUGUGAAUGCGGGAGUGGGAGAAUGGGAGGAUGCUUACAAUAAAGCGAGAGCGAUGGUCAUGCAGAUGACGGAUGAGGAGAAGAAUAAUAUCACAAUUCCAGGCCCUUCUCCAAGAGGUUGUGGUGGAUUCACUGGGACGGUGGAAAGAUUGGGAUUUCCUGGAAUCUGUCUGAAUGAUGGCCCCGCAGGCGUCCGAAUUGGCGUUACGGAUAACAACACUCUUUCUUCUGGAUUUCCUGCUCAACUCAGCGUUGGAGCGAGCUGGAAUCGCGGGAUCUCUUAUGCCAGAUCUGUAGAGAUGGGCAAGGAAUUCAAAGCCAAGGGCGUGGAUGUUGCUUUGACUCCUGUUAUUGGGCCCAUUGGACGUGUUACAAAAGGUGGAAGGAACUGGGAAGGAUUCGGUAGCGAUCCUUAUCUUGCCGGUGCCUUGGUUGGUCCUGCGAUUCAAGGAAUCCAAGAGUCCGUUGUGGCUUGUGCGAAGCAUUUUAUUGGUAACGAGCAGGACACCCAACGUCAACCCUUUGCUCAAAACUUCAUCAGUAGUAACGACAGCUUCACACUCAAUGGAUCCGUCUCGGCAAACAUUGACGAUAAGACCAUGCACGAGUUAUACCUCUGGCCAUUCUAUGAUGCCGUCUACGCCGGUGUUGGAAGUGUCAUGUGCAGUUACAACCGGGUGAAUAACAGCUAUGGUUGUCAAAACAGCGCCACGAUCAAUGGCUUGCUCAAGACUGAGUUGGGAUUUCCCGGAUUCGUUGUUAGCGAUUGGUUUGCUCAACACACGGGAAUCGCCUCCGCCAACGCCGGUCUUGAUGUGGCCAUGCCUCUUGAUAUUUACUGGGGAAAUGGAACUCUUGCAAUGGCCGUUCAAAACGGUUCGAUGGAAUCCUCCAGACUGGAUGACAUGGCGACGAGAAUCCUUGCUGCCUGGUACAGGUACUCUACAGUGGAAAGUCCUGGUGUUGAUAAUCAUCUCGACGUGGAUGGAAUCUCUCCCGGCUCGGCAGCAAUCGCCUUUCAAAGUGCCGUCGAAGGACACGUGCUUGUGAAGAACACGAAGCAUGCCCUGCCUUUGGAUAAGCCCAAGGUUCUGUCAGUCUUCGGAUGGAAUGCACCGAUGGGAAUGUCCAACGACACCAAUGGCCAGACGUACGCUGGAGGGGGCCAGGUUGCUUUGACUUAUACAAACGGGGUGAACUUCACCGCCGUCGAUUACCUUCAACUUAUCGGCUCGAUCAACCCUGCAGGUACCUCAUUCCCCGAGGUGGCUUUCAACGGGACCAUGCUUUCUGGAGGAGGUAGUGGAGCAACUCUGCCCGCCCAUAUUGCCGAUCCUUUCACUUCCAUCUCCCGACAAGCGAACGCUGAUGGGACUGAGCUGCAUGCCGACUUUACUGCCACAAUGAGUCCUGUUGUGGGGUACGAUAGUGAUGCUUGUUUGGUACUGCUCAAUGCCUUUUCCGCGGAAGGAGCAGAUCGUGCCACGCUGGCUGAUGAGUACUCGGAUGCGUAUAUCAAUGCGAUUGCGGACCAGUGCUCCAACACGAUCGUCGUCAUCCACAACGCCGGCACUCGGUUGGUGGAUCGCUUCAUUGAUCAUGAGAAUGUCACUGCAAUGAUGUUUGCACACACUCCGGGACAAGCCAGUGGAKAUGCUCUGGUUGAGGUGCUCUACGGAAUUCAAUCUCCUUCGGGAAGACUGCCGUAUACUGUGGCGCACAGGGAGGAAGAUUAUGGGGAUCUCCUCAAUCCCACCCUUCCAAGUGAUGAAGAUCCACAGUACGCCCAGUCGGACUUUGACGAGGGUGUCUUUAUCGAUUACAAGCGCUUCAUCAAGGAGAACAUCACCCCGAGAUUUGCGUUUGGUUAUGGCUUGACGUAUUCGGACUUUGGGUACUCUGGAUUUGAGGUGGAGAAGAUUGCGGAUGCAAACUGUGAUUCYCUUCCUCCGGAUGCUAAUCUGGCUACGCCUACUCCUCCCGGUGGUCUGGCUUCUCUGUAUGAUGUUCUAGCUCGAGCACGUGUACAAGUGACGAAUACUGGGAGUGUUGCUGCGGCAGAGGUAGCACAGUUCUACGUCAACAUCCCGGGUAGUGGAGUUGAGAGGGUAUUGAGAGGGUUCGAGAAGAAAUUGUUGCAGCCGGGCGAGAGUGCGGAGUAUACGUUUGAUCUGCGGAGGAGGGACUUGAGCUCUUGGGAUGUGGAGCGUCAGCAUUGGGUCCUGCCGCGGGGAAGCUUUGAAAUGGUGGUUGGGAAGAGUGUGCUGGAUAUUCAGGGUACUGCGAUGAUGGAGAUGUAG